ACGUCAACGGCUGAGAUUCUGAUUUCUUCCCUCUCUUUCAAUUCCUCCCUUUUAAGCUUCUCUCGUCUCAACUACAUCUUCAGGAGGGUAGAUUCUCCGGGAAAAUUUCAGUCUUUCCUUUAACUUGAUUGUAUUUGAGCUGCUUUUCUUAGUGGGUAUUGGGAAAAAACCAUCUGGGUAUGUUUGGAUAGUGAGAAAAAUAAGAGAAUGCCUGUAUCAACACGGUCCAAGAUUAACACCCAAACCCAAGAUGAGGCAAAUCAAGAGGAGCAAAGAACCAGACUCGGAUCAGAUCAAGAAGAGACGCACACGAAUGCUCAAAUGAGAAAUCUUCACCAUGGAUUGAAGGAGAAGAUGAAAGCUUUGACUCUGUUAUACGAGCAGCAGAAGAAAGCAGCAGCUACUCGCCGGAACCCAUCUCCGAAACCGGAAGAGAAGCGGUUUUCUUCGCACCCAAGUGUUGAGCUUCUCAAUUCUUGCAGAAGGGAGGAUAAGAAAGAAGAGAAAGAACAAAAAGAUUCAAACUUGCCCAAUGUGAUGCGCGAAAACACAAUGCCCUCAAUGCCGGUGAUGCCCAAUUCCACGGUCACACGAACUUUCGUUCUGCCUCAGCCGCCGGCAGAGGAUGUGAAGGAGAAUCUUGUGAUAGGUCCAGAGAGGAUUCUUGGGUUUUCUUCUAGGAAGGUGGCGGCGACGACCAGAACCACGGUGGCGAGGAAGCUCUCGAUGGGAAAUGCAGUCCCUCAAACGGAGCCAAGAGGGGCUAAUGGGGCUAAGAAUGUGCAAGAAUUGGAGAAAGUAGAGAAUGGCUCGGAGAAGCCCGGCUGCAGUAGUCGGAUUCUCGUGUUUGUGCGGCUUCGGCCGAUGGCCAAGAAGGAGAAGGAAGCGGGUUCGCGGUGUUGCGUCAAGAUUGUGAACAGAAGAGAUGUUUACUUAACGGAAUUUGCAAGUGAGAACGACUAUCUCCGGUUGAAGAGGCUCAGGGGCCGCCAUUUUACUUUUGAUGCCUCGUUUCCGGAUUCCACCACUCAACAGGAAGUUUACACCACCACAACUGCAGAGCUUGUGGAAGCAGUACUGCAGGGAAGGAAUGGCUCAGUGUUCUGUUAUGGUGCCACGGGCGCUGGAAAAACUUAUACCAUGCUGGGUACUAUGGAGAAUCCGGGGGUGAUGGUUUUGGCAAUUAAGGAUCUCUUUACCAAGAUUAGGCAGAGGAGCUGUGAUGGAAGCCAUGUCGUUCAUCUUUCCUAUCUCGAGGUCUACAAUGAAACUGUUAGAGAUUUGCUAUCCCCUGGAAGGCCAUUAGUCCUUAGGGAAGAUAAACAGGGGAUUGUUGCAGCAGGUCUUACUCAAUACAGGGCUUACUCCACAGAUGAAGUUAUGGCAUUGCUUCAACGGGGAAAUCAAAACCGAACUACUGAACCUACUCGUGCUAAUGAAACAUCUUCGCGUUCCCAUGCCAUUCUUCAGGUUGUAGUUGAAUAUAAAGUGAAGAAUGCUUCAUUGGAUGUCAUCAAUAAAGUAGGAAAGCUCUCCCUCAUUGAUCUUGCGGGGUCUGAAAGAGCUCUUGCAACUGAUCAAAGAACACUAAGGUCACUUGAGGGUGCCAACAUAAACAGGUCACUCCUUGCACUGAGCAGCUGCAUCAAUGCCCUUGUUGAGGGUAAAAAACACAUACCUUAUCGAAACUCAAAACUCACUCAACUCCUCAAGGACUCGCUUGGUGGUGUUUGUAACACCGUCAUGAUUGCUAAUAUCAGUCCUAGCAAUCUAUCAUUUGGUGAAACACAAAACACGCUACAUUGGGCUGAUCGAGCCAAGGAGAUCAGAACCAAGUUCCAGGCAUGUGAAGCAAAUGACGAACUACUUGAAGUACCGGAAUCAGGGACUGAUCAGGCCAAGCUUUUAUUAGAAUUGCAGAAGGAAAAUCGUGAAUUGCGAGUACAACUGGCACGCCAGCAGCAGAAAUUGCUAAUCCUCCAGGCACAAACCUUGGCUGCAAAUGCUUCCCCAACUCCAUCUUCAGUUACAUCUCUCAUGACCCCUCCAUCUGCUGCUACCCAACAAAACGAGAAGAGAAAGCUCCAAACAACCUUCUUAGCAGGCAACUGCUUCACGCCAGAAUCCAAAAGGAGGGGAGCAGAUGAAGCAAAUAAAGAGCUUAGGCUUACUGUGAAAGCUUUAGAGGCACAUAUUGAAAGAAUGAAGAAAGAUCAUGCAUUGCAGCUAAGGCAGAAAGAUGACCUCAUUCGUGAACUUUCCAAAAGUGAAAAACCAUCAGAAGUAAGGGGAGAAGGCGUUAAAAGGAUUGUCAAAAGGGCUAGCUUGCGGCCAAAGGAACCAAACAUUGGUGAGUUGAAGAGUCCAAGUCAUCGAUUCCGAUCACCAGUUCCAACAGCUAAAAAAAGAAGCUUCUGGGACAUUACAACAGCUAACAGUCCAUCAAUCUCCACACUAAAUGGAAGAAAAACCAGAAGCCAUGUCAUUACAGAACCUGCUGCAGCUCCAUCUAUGCUUCUUCAGGUGCUGUAACUUUACCCUUCAAUAAGAUCAUGCAUAUGCAUAUACAUACAGAAGCACAUCUCUGAAUGCAUAUGCUUAUACAUGUUGAUUUUUCCCCUGGGGGUUUCAAGCACCUCUCUUUGUCUUUUCAUUUAUAUGCACAUAUCAGUCCCCUUUUUUUCCGUGCAACUGAUGCUGUUUGCAUAUCCAUGUUUCUGGUUUGUAUUUAACGUUUGGACCCCACAUCGCCAAUUACAUAAUUCAGCCUGGUUUUGCUCGUCAAAAGCCUGUUCCUAUGAAGUAGUGCUAAUAUAUAUGAGGAAGAGGAAGGAGAACAGAAAAGAAAACACAAAACUCAGGUGACUGAAGUGUGAUAGAAGAGCAGUGCCUGUACCUUUUCUUCUUCCCGAGGACAUUAUCUCUUCUCAAGCUGGGGGCUUCAACAAGGAAGAAAGAAGAAAGCUCAUCACCUUUGCUAGUACAGUGUAACUGGUUUUCUGUACUUAUGUGAUUACAGAUCAACCAGCCAUAAGAAAGGGAUUGUAUUCUUAAAUUUGUGUUAUUCUUUUCAGAAUUGAUUUCUUUUGUUCUAUUAUUAGGGUCGCCACUCACUGCUUUAGUGAAAUAAUUUUAAAGUUAAGGC
Rubroshorea leprosula is the source of this 3145-nucleotide messenger RNA. The record is from the annotation of a GenBank genome assembly. Lineage: Eukaryota; Viridiplantae; Streptophyta; Magnoliopsida; Malvales; Dipterocarpaceae.